GGAGGUGCGCUUCUGAAAAGCCCGAAAGUCAUUUCCAACCUCAAGUGGACUUUGUUCCAACUAUUGGGGGCGUCGCUCCCCCUCUUCAUGAUCGCCGGCAAACUUCCUCCUCGGCGCUGCUUCUAAUGGAGCCCCACCUGCUCGGGCUGCUACUCGGCCUCCUGCUCAGUGGCACCAGGGUCCUCGCCGGCUACCCAAUUUGGUGGUCCCUGGCCCUGGGCCAGCAGUACACAUCUCUGGGCUCCCAGCCUCUGCUCUGCGGCGCCAUCCCAGGCCUGGUCCCCAAGCAACUGCGCUUCUGCCGCAAUUACAUCGAGAUCAUGCCCAGUGUAGCAGAAGGUGUGAAGCUGGGCAUCCAGGAGUGCCAGCAUCAGUUCCGGGGCCGCCGAUGGAACUGUACCACCAUAGACGACAGCUUGGCCAUCUUUGGGCCUGUUCUGGACAAAGCCACCCGCGAAUCAGCCUUCGUGCAUGCCAUCGCCUCGGCUGGUGUAGCCUUCGCUGUCACGCGCUCCUGCGCCGAGGGUACCUCCACCAUCUGCGGCUGUGACUCGCAUCAUAAGGGGCCACCCGGAGAAGGCUGGAAGUGGGGAGGCUGCAGCGAGGACGCCGACUUCGGGGUGCUGGUGUCGCGGGAGUUUGCGGAUGCACGGGAAAACAGACCUGAUGCCCGCUCGGCUAUGAACAAGCACAAUAACGAGGCAGGCCGCACGACCAUCCUGGACCACAUGCACCUCAAGUGCAAAUGCCACGGGUUGUCAGGCAGCUGUGAGGUGAAGACCUGCUGGUGGGCCCAGCCCGACUUCCGUGCCAUUGGCGACUUCCUCAAGGACAAGUAUGACAGCGCCUCGGAGAUGGUGGUGGAGAAGCACCGGGAGUCCCGAGGCUGGGUGGAGACCCUGCGGGCCAAGUAUGCACUCUUCAAGCCACCCACUGAGAGGGACCUAGUCUACUAUGAGAACUCCCCCAACUUUUGUGAGCCCAACCCCGAGACGGGGUCCUUUGGCACCAGGGACAGGACUUGCAAUGUCACCUCCCAUGGCAUCGAUGGCUGCGAUCUGCUGUGCUGUGGCCGUGGCCACAACACGAGGACGGAGAAGCGGAAAGAGAAAUGCCAUUGCGUCUUCCACUGGUGCUGCUACGUCAGCUGCCAAGAGUGUGUCCGCAUCUACGACGUGCACACCUGCAAGUAGGGAGCCAGGCCACUGGGAAGGGGUAGAUUGUGCGGCUGGAUCCAUUCAUCGAAGUCCCAUGGGAAGCAGGAUCUAGAUCUGGGCCAGUCUUCGGCACUGGCCGGCAAGGAGCAUGGACUGUUUGCCAGCUGCAUGUGAUAAACGCCCUGGACCCAGCCGGCCUCGGACGGGAGGCCCCUCCUUUCUCAUCUAACGUUUCUCACCCUGCUCUGGAUGGUGUAUGGCUUUACAGAGGGGCUUUCUGUUUUGGUUUUCCAGGGUCUGCUGGGGACAGACCUGAGGCUUACCUUUGCACAUGUUAAAGAAAAUAAAAAUGAAAAAAAAUUCUACUGCAACAGAACAGGCUGGGCUAAUGCGAGCUCUUGGCCUGGUGGGAAAGAUAAGAGCAUAGCAAGAUUCUGUCUCCAAGCUGCCUCCACUCGUGACAUUCCAAGAUGCCUCUGAGGUGGGAGUUGUGAAAUAGGACAGAGCCCUGCAGUCCCCUUUCGUCCAUCUACUCCCAUUCAAAUUGGACACACUUUCCCAUUCUGAGAAAAGCCAUAGUAUAGCAGGGAUGCAGUGGCGGGGAGGCCCUGGGCUGUUGUUGGAGCAGGAUCUUGAGUUUUGAAGAACGGAAUUCUGGGCCACCUGGGAAGCCAAAAUAGCUGAGUUCCUCUUAGGCUCAUUUUUUUUGAUAGCCCUGCUCUGCAAUAGAGAUAGUCAGAUCUCAACGUGUUUUUCUGUCCUGCGCUUUCACCGCUACUGCAUAUGCUUUUCAUGGUGGACCUUGUAUAUAGGUUAGAUGUGGAGGCAAGUCUCUGUCAGCUUCAUGUACUACCUACAGAAAGAGGAGACUGCUCAUCAUUCUCAGCCCCGCUCACCAGCAGACACUAGGGAGAACAGCUGGACACCUUAGUUAACUAAUGCCACCAGUGAGGGAACAACAAUCUUGCAGUUCCAAAUUUUCAGCUGGCAGGUGGGGAGGGUGAAGAUUCCCGGCUCCCUUGUGAGUCCUUUUCUCCUUUUGGCUUGAAUAACCCAAAAGGCAAGAGAUCCCUACCUGGGCCCGUCCCCCUCCUGCCAGUGAGGUAGCCUAUCUCAGUUCCCAAGGGUCUGGGUUCGAUGCUGGAGAGAGGCAAGCAGGUGAAUCAAGCGGCUCCCAGCUCAGUUAUGAUGCUCGAUGGCCCUGCCUGGGGUGAGGCAGUGGCAGCAUGGAUCAGUCCAGCAACUCUCUUAAGAUCAGAAAGAGGAGACAGGACAGGAAUGGAGCAGAACAAGGGUUUGUCCUUACCCCUUCUGUCUGGGGUCUGCUAACUCUUUCCUGUUGUGCAGUUGGCUUGACAAGCAGGCCCAAGUAAGCCCUUGCCUGCACUGUCCACCCUGUGACCAUGAGCACUGCUCAAGGCACACCUCCCACUCCUUCCUGGAACCCCAAAUGUCCCCUCCCAUCUCUCCUUCCCGAAGUCUGAAAUCAAGUCAACUGGAUAAAGCUUGCUCAUAUGACGACACUUCAGCAGAACAGAUACAAAAAUUUACAAGUCUUUCAUAUCUCUGUAUUCUAUAUUAAAAGUGAUAAAGUCAUGUUUCUGGGGCGUAUUCAAGUAGCUGACAAGUAAUUAUUUAAUAAUAGUACAUGAGUGCAUUGUAAUUAUCCUUGCCAUAGUCAGGUAAUAGUAUCCAAUGGGAAUUUCCUACCAACCUGCUGUAUCCAAAGUUUUGUAAAAAGUUGUAGAAGUUGUUGAUCUUUUUGAUUUUAUAUUCAAAAAGUCUCUUUUUAUAAAUAUUAUUUAUUAUACAAUGUAUAUACCUUUGAGUUAACUAAGAUUAUAUAUUAUAUAAAUAUAUAUAUAUUUGGAGAAAAUCUAUUUCAUCAUGCAGUUUUUUUCCAUUAAGUCAUUAAAGAAAAGGUAAACCUCAAACAGAUA
This is a messenger RNA of Mesocricetus auratus (golden hamster), 3097 nucleotides long. It is a transcript of the gene Wnt3, whose product is annotated as Wnt family member 3. Bases 126 to 1193 code for a protein of 355 amino acids. Gene Ontology annotation, biological process: neuron differentiation; canonical Wnt signaling pathway; multicellular organism development. Gene Ontology annotation, cellular component: extracellular region. The transcript is spliced from 5 exons. Gene Ontology annotation, molecular function: cytokine activity; frizzled binding. Lineage: Eukaryota; Metazoa; Chordata; Mammalia; Rodentia; Cricetidae. The record is from RefSeq and is a predicted model, not a curated record.